GCUGGGUUCUAGUAAACAGGACAGGUGAAGUACCGGGCGAAACAAACAAGGAUUUAGGUCUUCAAGCGAAAACAUAUCGAUAAAACGCCUUAAAUAUGCCCGCUUUUACAGGAUCAUAUACCAACAGCCUCUAACGAAGUCAAUGGAAACUCGAGUACUAUUAGAUGGCAUCCUUAAAAGAAGCAAAAAAAGCGCUGUCGCCAAAAUCACGGGCAAGUGGAUCUGUACCCAAUGAAAAAGAUGAAAGUGCUUUACCAGAUGCAAUCAAGACAACAGCUGUUGCAAUUAACCUCUGCCUUUCCAACAAAUUUGGCCAGGCACAAGCAAAGCUUGAGCCAUGGGCAAAGGAAAGCAUGUACCAUGCUCUUGGCUAUGGUACCAUCAUGUACCUUCAAGCUGUUAUGACCUUUGAACCUCAAGCAAUUGAACAGGCAGUGGAAAGCAUGAAGACAGCUCUAGAUGUCUGCCAGAAAGAGCGGCAUAAAAAUUCUUGGUCAGAAUCCUUCUCCAGCUGGAUCUGGAAUCCAUCAUAUGACUCUUUGACAGAGCAGGAGAGACAUGCUGAGCUGUGUUAUGCAGAGUGCUUAUUACAAAGAGCACUGCUCACAUUUAUCCAGGAUGAAAAUCUUAUCAGUUUUAUCAAAGGUGCUCUCAAGAUACGUUCAUGCUACCAAUCAUACAAAACGUGUAUGGACAUGGUGAUGAAUCAAUCAGAUUCCCUCAAGAACUCUCCACAAAGGAAUGACUUUGAGGGUGGUGUACAUUUAGGAAUUGGAAGCUUUAAUCUUUUGCUAAGUCUUUUGCCUGCCAAGCUGAUACGACUGCUUGAAUGGGUGGGGUUCUCAGGAGACAAGGAAUCGGGUCUUGAGCACUUGGAUAAGGGCUGUCGGGCCGAGAGCUUGCGAUCUCCUAUGUGUGCAAUGAUCCUUCUUGCAUACCAUUGUGUCAUCACAUACUACCUAGGUAUCGGAGACGGUGAUGUUGACUACGCAGAGGAGAUUAUCGAGCCUUUCAUGAAGACUUUUCCCAAGGGAGCCAUCUUUCUGUACUAUGCUGGCCGCAUCAAGCAGGUUCAGGGAAAGCUAGAUGAGGCUGUAGAACGGUACAACUACUCCAUUCAAGUUCAAUCCGAAUGGAAGCAGUUUCACCACAUUUGCUACUGGGAGCUGAUGUGGUGUUAUAGUUUUCAGAGUGACUGGGCAAAGGCCUAUCAUUAUGCUGCGGUGUUACUCAAGGAGAGCAGGUGGUCAAAGACGAGCUAUAUGUACCUAAAAGCAUCAUUCAAGUUCAUGUGCAGAAUUACGAAUCAACCAGUAGACCCAGAAGAUGAUACCGAAGAGUCUGAUGGAGAGGAAUACAUGUUCAGCCAUCUUCCAGACUUCAAGCAGCGAAUAGCAGGAAAGUCUAUCCCUUUCGAGAAGUACUGUGUAUACAAGGCCAGCAGAUACUUCAACCAAGGCAAAUGGUUGUUUCUCCCAGGCCUUGAGCUUAUCCACAUGUGGAAUGGCUUUAGACUGCUACGUCGGCGACCAGACCUCGUCAAACCUCUACUGAAGCUGGUGCAGAGCUCCCUCGAGUCCCUGGAUCCUAGUCACGAGCUAUAUGCGGAUGACUGGUGUCUUGGAAAGAUACUGGAAGGAAUGUGUUACCAACACACAGGCAAACCGCAGUGGGCGUUAGAAAGCCUCCUUGCUGCUGUCAGCAGGUCAAAGGACAUCGUCUUGGACAAUCAUCUGGGAGCAUAUGCAUGUGCCGAGGUUGGCUUCCUGUAUAUGGAUCUGAAAAAUUAUGACUUGGCCAAAAAGUACCUCAACAAAGCAAGGAAAGACUACCAAGGGUAUCUUAUGGAAAACCGACUGCACUUUCGAAUCCAUGCAGGUAUAGAAGUACUCAAAGACAUUAAGAAGAAACAAAAAGCAGCAAAAAAGAAAGGUGAAUCUUCACUAAACAACAAUGCCGACAGCACAAGUCAAAGCCUUGAUUGCUCAGAUACAUGGGAGGCGGGAUCUGACUACAGCACAGCGUCAGAGGGAGAAGGAAGUGAUGGGGAAUACACAGAAGCACUUGACGCAGCCAUUAAUCAAAAGCCUGGGAGUCUAUUAGUACAAAAGGAAACAACAUUGUGAUGAUUCUGAAUCUAACAUGAAAAGAAUAGAUCCAAACCUCUUUACACUAUACAGAAUUGGCACUUAUAUUGAAUUCUCUCUUCUUCUUUAGCUCUUUUUUAUUCUUGGCCACACAGUGUGCUGAGGCAAUAAUAAUGGACAGGAUACUGGCUCAUUUACAUUUGAUUCAGCAUGCUCACUGAUUUUUGCCACAAUCACAUCAUAAAGAAGACUUAAAACAUGCAAAGAAUGGUACCCUGAAUGUGGCGUGACAAUGGCAAGGAAUGCAUGUAUGUGUCUCGGAACUAAACCACCCUAUUUCUAAAUGUGGUGGUCACAACUGCACCCUGGGUCCUCAAGGAAAACAAAAUACACCAUUGUCAUUAUAGUAUUUCCAUACCAUUAUACAAUCACAAAAAAAAAUACCAAAACGUUUAAACAAAAUUUGCAAAUCACUGGUUUGUAAGCCGUUUUACAUUUGUACUAAUAAGGGAAGAUUUCCAUCUCAUAAAAUAGACAAUUGAGUUUCACUUAGUUAUUGUGAUAGAUGUGCCACCUUAUUAGUUUAAAUCUCAUAAAUCUUUUAUUUAUUAAUUCAUUAAUCUAAGUUAAUUCUUCACACCAUGUAAACUUAUUUAUUCAUCAACAAUGCACAAGCGUAAUAAAUGUGUUUCAAUCUAGUUUAAAUUAGUUUAAAUCUCAUAUAAAUCAAAAUAAUCAAAUAUAUUUUAUCUUUUAUUUAUUAAUCUAAGUAAAUUCUUCACACCAUGUAAACUUAUUUAUUCAUCAACAAUGCACAAGCGUAAUAAAUGUGUUUCAAACAGCAA
Molecule: messenger RNA, 2932 nt
Organism: Nematostella vectensis (starlet sea anemone)
Lineage: Eukaryota; Metazoa; Cnidaria; Anthozoa; Actiniaria; Edwardsiidae
Product: tetratricopeptide repeat protein 39B
Exons: 19
Coding region: 165-2126 (653 amino acids)
Molecular function (GO): protein binding
Source: RefSeq, a predicted model, not a curated record